Molecule: messenger RNA, 1859 nt
Organism: Ziziphus jujuba (common jujube)
Lineage: Eukaryota; Viridiplantae; Streptophyta; Magnoliopsida; Rosales; Rhamnaceae
Product: histone-lysine N-methyltransferase ASHR1
Exons: 14
Coding region: 1-1638 (545 amino acids)
Cellular component (GO): nucleus
Molecular function (GO): protein binding
Source: RefSeq, a predicted model, not a curated record
AUGUCGUCGCUCGCGUGCUCUCCAAUCGACCGAAUCUCCAUGGCACGUCAUCAACGGUGGGACCCACAACCCCCAUUUACGCAAAAUCGGGCGGUGAUAGCAAAGCCACAUCGCCUCUGUGAUCAAAAUUUAAAAGGAUUACAUUCUCCAUUAACGCCGCGUUUGGAUCGUCGAGCUUCGGCAGAGGCAUCCAUGGAACAGUUGCAGAGUGGUCUUGGUGGGUUGGGUUUAACUGUUUCCACUGUCCCAGAGAAAGGUCGCUGCCUAUUGACCACCAGAGAUAUCCAUCCAGGAGAAGUGAUUAUAAGCGAAGAGGCAUAUGUCUGUGUACCAAACAACUCCUCCUCCGAAUGGAGAUGCGAAGGUUGUUUUACAUCGAGAAAUCUUAAAAAGUGUUCGGCAUGUCAUGUUGUCUGGUACUGUGGAAGCCAAUGCCAAAAGUCGGAAUGGAAGUUUCAUCGUUUUGAAUGUGAUGCUCUUUCGAAGCUUGAUAAGGAAAGGCGAAAAUCUAUUACCCCUUCUAUACGUCUUAUGCUCAAACUCUAUAUUCGAAGAAAGUUGGAACUUGAAAACAUAAUCCCUGCUUCUGCUAUGAGCAACUACAAGUUGGUGGAGGCAUUGGUGUCUCACAUGUCUGACAUUGAUGAGAAGCAACUGGUGAUGUAUGCUCAGAUGGCUAACCUAGUGAACUUGAUACUUCAGUGGCCCGAUAUCGAGAUAAAAGAGAUUGCAGAGAACUUUUCCAAGUUUGCAUGCAAUGCACAUACCAUCUGUGACAGUGAAUUGAGACCUCUGGGGACAGGAUUAUAUCCUGUCAUCUCCAUCAUUAACCACAGCUGCUUGCCAAAUUCUGUUUUGGUAUUUGAGGGAAGGUCAGCUGUGGUACGUGCUGUGCAGCAUAUACCUAAAGCUGCAGAGGUGUUGAUAAGUUACGUAGAAACUGCCAGAAGUACUAUGACCCGGCUAAAGACACUGAAAGAACAAUACUUAUUCGCUUGCAAAUGUCCCCGCUGCAUUAAAGUGGGUCAGUAUGAUGAUAUUCAAGAAAGUGCAACUCUGGAGGGUUACAAAUGCAAGAAUAAUGGAUGUGAUGGCUUCUUGCUUCGUGAUUCUGACGACAAAGGAUUCAUAUGCCAACAAUGUGGACUUUCUAGGAGCAAGGAAGAGAUUAAAAAGAUUGCAAGUGAAAUAAAAUCACUGUCAGACAAGGCUCUUAUGUCUGAAGCCUCUCAUCAUUCUCAGGAAGCUAUUUCUGCCUAUAAGAAAAUUGAAAAUCUCCAAAGGAAACUAUAUCAUCAUUAUUCAAUAAGUUUGAUGCAAACUCGGGAGAAGCUUUUGAAGAUGCUGAUGGAAUUGGAAGACUGGAAUGAAGCUCUAUAUUAUUGCAGAUUGACGAUUCCAGUAUAUCAAAGGCUAUAUCCGGGUUUCCAUCCUUUGCUUGGUUUGCAAUAUUAUACCUGUGGGAAACUCGAAUGGUUACUGGGGGACACUGAGAAUGCUGUGAAAUCUCUGACUAAUGCAGUAGAUGUACUUCGGCUUACUCAUGGGACAAAUACUUCUUUCAUGAAAGACCUCUUAUUAAAGUUGGAUGAAGCUCGUGCUGAAGCGUCCUAUAAACUUUCAUCUCAAGACGAGUGAAGGAAAGAAAGAAAAAGAACAAAUUUAACCUGCUGCUGAUGUGUCAAAUUUUGUGCGAUUUAGUUUUCCCCUCGUAAAUUUACAUAUCGACUUCUUUGUCCAAUUUCGUCAACUGGCUGUAUACUGUAUCAUUGGUAAAAGGUCUUGUACUUUAUGAUAGAAAGUGGAAAUCAUCAAAAUUAUUUCAUAUACAGAAUCAUAAGAAAAACUCUUAACAAUAA